UCAGCCCGUGCUCCCGCGGCUGCCUUCCGGGUCGGGGCGAACCGAGCCGAGCGGGACCGAGCCAUGGGGCAGAUCGAGUGGGCCAUGUGGGCCAACGAGCAGGCGCUGGCGGCCGGGCUCAUCAUGCUGACAGGUGGGAUCGUGGCCGUGGCAGGGCAGUUCAAGGGGUGGUACUUCGCAGCCUACGCCAUCGCGGCAGGCAUCUUGGUCUGCCUGCUUGAGUACCCCAGGAGCAAGCGGCAGAAGGGCUCCACCAUGGAGAGGUGUGGCCAGAAGUACUUGACAGCAGUGGUGAAGGUGUUUGGGCCCCUCACGAGGAAUUACUACAUCCGAGCUAUCCUGCAUGCUGCCCUGGCUGUCCCUGCUGGUUUCCUCCUCUCCACCAUCCUGGGCACCGUCUGCCUGGCCAUCGCAAGUGGCAUCUACCUGCUGGCGGCAGUGCGUGGGGAGGAGUGGAGACCCAUCGAGCAGAAGCCUCGGGAGCCACUGCACAAGGUGGAGACCAUCAAGCAGCCACCCAGCAACCCCCCGCCCCGGCCCCCCGCCGAUGCCCGCAAGAAGCAGCCGGCAGAGGUGGGGGGGCAGGUGAACCCCAUCCCUGUCGAGGCUGAGUAAUGGGGCUGGGGGCUCACACCUCUCUAUGCUGCUGCUGCUGUGCCGCUCGUGCUGCUGCUUCCCAGCUGCACCCUGGCCCCUCAGCAGGGGAAAAUUGGGGUGCCUGGCUCCUGGGGAUCCUCAAGUCCUUGGGGAUCAUCAGUUCCCCCUGGGCUCUCCUGCCCAAAUUCCCAGGGAUUCUCAGCUUGUCAGGGAGUUAUCCAGCUCCUGUGGGCUCCCAACCUCAUGGAGAUCCCCACACUUUCAGGGAUGCUCAGCUCCCUGGUGGAUCCUCACCUCUUGGGGAUCCCCCAAAUCCUGAGGGUGCUCAGCUCCAUGAGGGGCCUCAGUUCCUGAGGAUGCCCAGGUCAGCUCCCCAAAAUAUCUGCAGAUCCCCAGGGAUGCUCAGCAUUCUGGGGAGGUCCCCAGCUCCUAGAGAUCUCUAAAUCCCUGAGGAUGCUCAGCUACCCAAGUAAUUCUCAGCUCUCCAAGGUAUCCCCAAGAAUGUUUAGCUCCCUGUGGAAGCCCCCACUCUCCAGACAGCCUCCAUUUCCUCAGAGGACCCUCAAAUCCCUGUGGAACCUCAGCUCUGUGGGGGAUCUCCAGCUCCCUGAGAGGUCCCCAGGCCCUGCAGCCCCAGGGGUGAGGGAAUGAGGUUCCUCUGCUCCUCCUGCCAGCACUCGCUGGGUUUUUGUCACUUCUGCCAUUGCUGUUGCAAUAAAAGGUGGGCAAGGCUCCGGCUCCCCUGACUAAA
Pogoniulus pusillus (Red-fronted tinkerbird) is the source of this 1348-nucleotide messenger RNA. Its product is annotated as cytochrome b-245 light chain. Gene Ontology annotation, molecular function: heme binding. Bases 64 to 615 code for a protein of 183 amino acids. The record is from RefSeq and is a predicted model, not a curated record. The transcript has 6 exons. Lineage: Eukaryota; Metazoa; Chordata; Aves; Piciformes; Lybiidae.